Aureobasidium melanogenum CBS 110374 is the source of this 417-nucleotide messenger RNA. RefSeq names its product ribonuclease H. Gene Ontology annotation, molecular function: nucleic acid binding; RNA-DNA hybrid ribonuclease activity. NCBI's taxonomy places the organism in Eukaryota, Fungi, Ascomycota, Dothideomycetes, Dothideales, Saccotheciaceae. The record is from RefSeq and is a predicted model, not a curated record. The annotation marks the transcript as partial. The transcript has a single exon.
AUGCCUAGGAACGACAAGCACACUCUAUACACAGACGCCGCCUUUGAAAAGGGAAGGGCAGGAAUCGCAGUAGUAGAAGGAGAGAGUGGAAAGAUUAUCACCCAAAGGACGAUACCCGACUGGGCAGCUGGUGAUCCAACGGUUGCAGAACUCAUUGCUAUCGAAGCGGCCCUAGCUCACCGAGCCCGGAAAAGACCACUCCCUAGGACCACAAUCAUCGCAACAGAUAGCAAGCGGGCUAUACGACACAUCGUAGAAGGGAAGAGUCCGAAUGGGCAAUACAUUGUACGGUAUAUCCGGAACCACAUAGCCGCCCUCGGCAAGCGGGAGGAGAGGUCGGUUCUAGUACAGUGGAUACCAGCCCAUAAGGGUAUCAAGGGGAACGAGAAGGCGGACAGGUUGGCAAAGGAGACAAUU